Messenger RNA from Gordionus sp. m RMFG-2023, 16903 nucleotides. RefSeq names its product E3 ubiquitin-protein ligase UBR4-like. Gene Ontology annotation, molecular function: protein binding; zinc ion binding. NCBI's taxonomy places the organism in Eukaryota, Metazoa, Nematomorpha, Gordioida, Chordodea, Parachordodidae. The transcript is spliced from 90 exons. Bases 1 to 16833 code for a protein of 5610 amino acids. The record is from RefSeq and is a predicted model, not a curated record.
AUGGGUGAAUCUGUUCUACAGCAAUACUCAAAAAUAUUUUUAAAUUUCACCAAAAAUGGAAAUUUAGACAGAACGAAUUUAGAUGAUUUAAUCAAUAUCAUAAAAAAAAGCACUGAUAUUAGUGACGUGAGUACCAAAUCAAUUAUUAUGACAUUAUCCUUGCAUUUUUUGAUAAGCAGUGAUACAGCAAAUUACCUAUUUGAAGAUAUAAUUGAAUCAUAUGGAAUGUGUAUCAGUAAUCUCAUCUACAUUUUCCAAAAUAAAUCAAGUUUUCCUGUUGAAAGAAAAACUAUAAUACUUGUGUUGAAGGAAAUUUCAACUAACCAAAUUUUUAUACAUGAAUCAUCUGUUUUGAAUUUAAUAGCUCUUCUGGAAACAGCAACUUUUAAUGAACUUCCUCAAUCUAAUGCAGCUUCAAAGUGUAAAGAUAUUAGUUUUAAAUAUUUGCACGACUUGACCGAUGUUAUAAAAGAAAAAUCCAAAACUAUAUUUUCUAAGUCAAGCGCUCUUAAAAGUCUGCAAGAUCUCAUCCAAAAUUCUGAUCACAUGUCAAAUCCACAAAACGGCAAUAAUUUGCUCAUGGAUAUGCUCGCAAGAAAUGAACUGAAUUUAUUUAAAAUUAUCAGCGAAUCAUUACUUCCCAACGAUUCUACUACUAACGAAUGUGCCAAUAAAGAAUUUUUUAUGAUAAUCAACAACUCAAUCCUUAAAAAGCUGAAAGCCGCUCACAUUUUAUUGGAAAGUGGCUUAGAAUCGAUGUUAAAAAGAUUUUUUACAUACUCCGAAAAGUUCGAAACUACUGACUACGCCCGAAAAAUGGACACCUUAAUCCAAGAUCUCCAUGGCCUGCAAAGCUUUAAAGAAAAUUUUGCCAUCGUCUACGAAGAUUUAGAAAUUCUAUCCUUGAUUACAUCGUGCCCCUUUUUCGAGGAUUGCCUAGUAAGCGAAUCGCAAAAUGUAUCUCUCGUAAUCCAUACAUGUGCCCUUAUGGAUGUCAUUUUUAGCAUUUAUUCAUCUCUAAAUCCGAACCUAUCGACGGAAGCCAGGAAAACUGUCAAUCUAAUUCUCAAAGAAAAUUGGUCGAUCAUAGUACACUUGGUAGAGAGGAUGAAGUUUUUUUACGGCUUUCAAUUGUCACCCGAACUCAAAAAGGUUUAUCCUGGAAUAACUUCGACCUAUUUAUUCGGGUUACAAUUUUACCAUGCAAUCAUAUCCGAUAAACACGAUUCCAUCAUAAAAUCUGAUAGGAUGGAUGAUAUCCUGACGAAUUUCAAGGAUUUUGAUUGGAAAAAUCGAUCAAAAAUUUUAGACGAAAAUUUUCACCGAAUGGUAUAUAAAUUAUGCUUUUUGGUCGAAUCGUUUGUACCGGAUUCAAUGAUUAUCAGCGACUCCAAAUUGACCUCUGCGGAUGACGAGCCUUAUGAAAGCGACUUGAAAGCGAGAUUGUUAACGAAUCCUACAUUCAAUCUAUUCACAGUUUUAAUGAAUAACGUGGAAAAUUGUGUCGAGAAGAUAUCUGUAUUGAAUGAUGCUAAAGCAGGCAACCAGGGAGGACAAAGUUUAUUCUUCGAUAUAAGCCUAAUCGACGGUCCUUACAAUCUAGAAAAUGAAGGUGUCGCACAAGUAAGCGACGAGCAAAAAAGGUGUGAGAUAAACAAGGUUUUUCAAACGGCUAACUGUUCUUUGAGAUUGAUGGAUAAACUCAUACUUAUCAUGAAGCCAACCAUCUUCUGGGACGAAUUGAAACAAAGUGUUCCCAACUAUACAAAACGAACGAUGACCCAACUUUUUGCCAAUGCCUCUAGCCAAUCGUUUUUCGAAACCGGGCCCGAAUUAAAAAGUCUUAUGGCUAGUUUAUCGAAUACGUUUAUCUGCCUCAUAAACGCGGAUAUAUUUUCGCAAGUGGAAAAAGUGGAAUAUUUAUCCUCGUGGGGUGUAGAAUGGUCCGAAGCCCAAAACACGAUCACGUCUUGGCCUCUCCUCUUACCCUCUUAUUAUUUGGCUCCCACGUUCUGUACUCUCAUUUCCUUUUACAAAAAAAUUGAUCAGUCUCCAGAAAGUGAGGAAAAUUUUUUCAAAAGUCUUAUAAUCAAUUGUUGGCAAUCCUUCCUGGCCCGAAUUCAAAUGAUUGUUAGCUUUACUGAUAUCGAAUUUGACGAAAAAACCUUGCAAGAAGAUAUAAAUAUUGCCAAUCUACUCUUUUUAAUGUAUUUGUUCCAUGCCUUACCCACGCUUUCCGAUAAGGGAAUAAUAUUUUCUGCCGUCCGUGAUUUGAUAAUAGACCUUAGUCAACACAAUUCAGACCCGGGUAAACCAGUCCAUAUCAUACUCAUAACGCGAAUUUGUCUUAUAUUCGAAUAUCUCAUGUAUAAUUUCUACCAAAUGCCGGAAUAUUUAAUGAAUCAAAUCAAAAUGCUUAUGAAUAUACGUGAGGUUCGAACCGAGAUUGCUUCCAUUUUUUUAUUCGAUAAAGAGCUUCAAGAAAGAUUGGAAAAUCACAAGGCACUGUUGGGUAUCAAAGAAGAAACAACAGAUCCUAGAUACUUCACGCUCCAGAGUCACGAAGUUUAUGACAUAAAUGGGCAGCCUAAAUUGGAUUCUCUAGCAGCAAAAUUCUUGGUUACCGCCCUGGAUUAUAACGCGUUUUACUGUUCCUUUGUUAAGCUGCUGGAUAUCGGUGCGCAUUACGAUAUAAUAUACAAGGAAGGGAACGACACGAAACAAUCUUUUCUAUUUUAUAAGAUCGCUUGCGAUCUCGAAUAUAUGAUGACCCUUCUUUGGAGAGUGCUGGGAAAUUUACCACCCUCAAAGGAAAUGAUCGCUAAAAUAGCAAACAUGCCCCACGAAACAUCGAAGUUCAAACAAUCUCAAUCGAUACUAACGGAGCAAGAUGAUAAAAACGAUAUUCUAGUUUCUUACUACGAAAAGUCUGAUAAUCUCGAGUACGAAGGCGGAAAAGGAUAUUUCAUGACUUUGUUACGCUGGGCCAAUAGGCUAGAUAUCAAAAGCUCUCCCUAUCUCUCUUGGGUUAAGUGCUAUAUGUCCAAACAAGGAAUAUCUCUUUUGAAAUGUAACAUUAUGUUGGCGAAAAUAGUGCGUAAUCACAAAUAUCUAGAAGAUUAUUUAAGUUUCAUGAUCAACGUCUUGUCAUAUCAAUGUUUUUUCGAAUUGGUACACGCUUCAGAACAAGUCAUGUGUCAUUUGCCAAUGCUUAAACAUAUGUUCUUAAUUGACAGUUUCAUGUGUAAAUUGAUUAUCAAUUUGGACGAACUCAAAGACGAAAAACAAUUUGACAAAGAAAGAUUACGAAAUUGCAAAACUUACAAGAAAUUUAUACAUCUUCUUUUGAACCUUAUCAAAAUGUUGCACUACGCGAUAAAGCGGGAAAUAUACCAAAACUUUAUAACCAUAGAAGCCCAGCAUGUCAGAUCGUCUCACCCCUUUCCGAACCCCCCGAAUUUUCACAUAUAUUAUGAUCAAGCCAUAAGAUCUAUAGCCGAGAAGAUUUGCAUUCGCAAUAUCUCGCACACCACGUCCCCCUCCCUCCCAAGCCUUUUACAACAAAGUAGCGAAAGCGAAUCGCUGAACAAUGCUCAAAGUAUUACCCACAACCUUCCGCAAGUCAAAAAAGCUCCGAAAGAACGAUACCUCACUAACACGGUAUACUACGUGAAUUGUCAAUUGGCAAGCCUAAGCUCGGAAAAUCUCAUCAAAUAUUGUCUACUUCAACCAAAAGACGGCACCAAAAAGAACCGAUACUAUAAAGGCGGGAACAGCAACGCGUACCCUCAAAGCGAUAAAUCUCAGGCUUUGGUAUCGUCGCUGCUAUCUGUGACCCUAAGCUUUUGUCUUGACAAAUGGAACUCCCUUUCUAUAGAAAGUUUUCCACCCUAUAUCGCUGAUUCACCUUGCAAAGAAAAUACUCGCAACAAUUCGCAGAAUACUGAUUACGAUUCUUAUCUAUCAUCGGUUUUCACAUCUCACAUCAAGCUUCUAAGUAUCAACGGAUUCGAUUCAUCAGUGUCAUUGAAACGUCUUUUUAAAACCUCGCUUAUCCUUUUAUCUAAACUCCUAAACUUCAUGAGUCUUGACAAUUGCGAAAACGAUGUAAACGACUUAAUGUUCCCCAUAUUUUUAGACGCUCGCACGGACUACAUAACUAAUGAAAUAAUUCCGAAAUUGGAGAAAUAUGUUGGAGCUACGGGAAGUCAGAAGUUUAGGUACAAUUUAUCUUUUUACGCGCUCAAAAAGUGCAAAGAGAUUUUGGACACUUUAACGAAUGAAAGUUUUGCCGAUCAAAUACGUUAUAAUAUUCUCGAGCUGAUGAAAAAUAUAAUCAAAAAUGAUUUUGGCGUUGAAACAUUUUUCUCCAUUUUUAAUUCGAGUGAAAAUUAUAUGAGCCUCUUCAAGAUGGUUAACGAUCCUAAAGGGUUAACUCAGUGUAGCGAUAGCAUAAAGCACUCUCUCCUAACCCUAUUCACUUGCGCCUUCCAAAAUUUGUCCCAUUUUAACGCGACCUCCGUUUACAUGGAAUCUCUAGACAAUUUUGUGACCACUUUUCUAAUGGUGGAGGAAAAUAUUGAUUCAUAUUUUCACAAAUUACUGGGCAUCCCGACCGAAGAGGAUAUAACGAAAGAUAAUGACGUAUAUAACAUGGGAGUGAUUAGCGAGAAUUGCAAAAACUUCUAUAGCUUGAUAAAUUACUCAUAUUUACAUAGCAGUCUACUCCUACCUUUGACCUGCCACGAAAAGAUCCUCUCCUCCUUGGCCUCAAUAAUGAUAAAGCUUCUUUCUCACUUCAAAACCUGUCCCACGUCUUACGAAAUAUACCUGGCGUGCUCCCAUCUUUUUUUGUGUCAAAAUAAAUUCGCGUUCGCUAGCAAUCAAGUUGGGGUCAUAAAAUUAACGCUAUUCGCUACGGAAUUGCUCGGGACCUUGGUGAAGGAUCAUUACGUUCGCGACUUUUUGAGCCCUCGCCGUACGAUUCACAACGCGUCUAAGGACUUUUACGUAUUUUUAUGCUACGUCUUCACUUUUCUCGAUUGUAUCUUGACGUGUGUUCAACCUUAUUCGGAAAACAUGAAUUCUUACAACGAUUCGAACAAAUUCGGGGAUACUUUGGAUAUAUAUUUAAAAUCUAACGAUAGAAAUCAUACGUUUGACUUAUCGGAAGAAAAUUUUGAAGAUUCUUUAUCCGACGAAUCAGAAUAUAACGAUCUCAACGUUGAUAUAUGUACUUUCACAUUCACGAACAAAGAGUUUAUCGAACAACAUUGGUAUAAUUGCCACACAUGCUCUAUGGUAGACGGGGUAGGCGUGUGCAGCCCUUGCGCCAGAAUUUGCCACAAAGGGCACGACGUUACUUAUUCCAAGUACGGCUCUUUCUUUUGCGAUUGUGGCGCCAAGGAGGAUGGAUCUUGCAAAGCUUUAGUUAUCAACAACAAUGUAUCACUAUCACCCGACAACAAAAAUAACGAUUUAACAUCCAGUCACGAUGGCGACCUUAGCCGUCACCCCUCCAUAAAAUUGUUAUCCACUAGAUGUAGAGGUAUAAGCGAAUGUUUGGAAAAUGACUAUAGCACUUUUGAAUCUUUAGUCUCUCGUUGUAAAUUUAUCAAUCCAAACUUACCCUAUCAAAGCCCCGGAUCCAAACAAUUUUCGUUUUACACCCAAAAUCAGAUUAAUAAGUUGAAACAAGAGGGCACCGAUUUGUACAACGCUUUCAUUGGUCAGAAGAUAUUCGCCAAAAUUAAUGAUUGCGUUUCCCUUUACGUUCAUCAUUUUAUCAAGUUUGUGGAUUCCUCCAAUAUCCUUGACGACAAGAGCUCUUAUUUUACCCAAUCAACAGUUGGCACUCCAUUGUCCCUUCUUUACUAUCGUAUUAUCUAUCCCCUAUCAUUAAAACUUGACAACGACGAUUCCUCACAAGUUGAAGGAAAAAAUGGCGAACAAGCCAUCAUCGAAACUUACGCUAAGAAUGAACAAGAUUCCUCGUCGUCAUCGAGCGAUAUUAAUGAAAUAUUGGGCAAACCUUUAGCCAUUCUGGGUUCCAAGUUUUCACUCCUCACGGGUCCCGACGUCUCGUUCCCUCCUUCCCUUUCACUCGAUCACUACGGAUCCAACAAUGAAUCAGACCUAGGUCAUAAAGACAAUUCCGGAUUGGGCAAUAGCAAUGUUAUCAUUCGUAAAGCUUGCGCGAAUGGUAGUGGCAAUAUCAAUAAUAUUAAAGGGCCCGCCAUUAUGGUCUCCCUAAGACCUUAUAAUUUGCGCUUCGCUAGAGCCUUUCCCUUAGAUGAUGGCCCGUCUGACAACGGCCCAUUUUUGAUCGUAGCUUCUGAUAAAGAUAAAUUGGCGAUGUACCGAUCCGACAAUGUAACAAUGGCGGACAGCAAUUCCUUAUCGAAUCCUAUAUGGAAUCUUAAGAUGCCCUUCUCCAUCAAUUCGUUAGUUAUUCACCCAAAGACCAAUCAACAUAUCGCUAUAAUCGGAGAUCAGGACAUAAUUAUUUUGACAAUCGAUGAGAAAGCUACACUAACAGACAGAUACCAUUUAUCCCCCUCGAACGAUACAUUUGUAUCCCUUACUUCCGACGCAUUAAAUGCGAAACUAAUCUUGGCGCAACGCACCCAAAGUGCUAUAUUGAAAGGUGUUUGGUUGACACCUUCACGCGGCGCCAUUAAUCAAUGCCUUUUUAAAUUGGCGGUUUUGAACAAGGAUUCUCUCAAAAUUUACGAUUUUAAUGAUGGAAAUUUGUUGAAAAGUAAGAAUAUCAAAAAUAAAAAUAUUCCGCUGGAGUAUUCGUUCGUUAUACCUAACAGUUCGAUGACGGACUCUUGUUGUAUCAUCGAAAGUGACGGGAGUCUUUGUAUACUCAUAAUGUCUCAAGCGAGUGUUAUAUAUUAUCAACCUUUAAACGAUGAGGCUAAGUAUAAUGGCGUGCUUUUUUAUGUUACAAACGCUAUUUACAUUGCUGGAACGAGCGAUUCUCAAAGCAAAUUGAAUCCUUUAUUCGGGGGCGGAAAAACGCUGUACUAUUCCAAUUCAUUAAAUCUUAUAUUGAUGAGCUUCGUUGAUGGCACGACCUUAUUAGCUAAAUGCUCACGUGAUACAGUUAAUGGGAAUCUUGUUUUGGAUAUAAGAUACAAUAUACAGAUACCGAAGAUAAAAAACGCUGUAUCGAUCGGUGCUUAUUACGAUUUAAAUGAAAUUCCUGAAAUUCCGGGAAUUAUCACCUGUAAGACAGCUGUCAAAUGGAACAACGAAUCGAAUGCGCAAACGAAUAAUACCACGACUAACCCGAUUACGAAGAUGGGCGAUAAAGCUAACAAUAAAGACACCCUUAAAAAAUCCCUGGACCAAGGUCAUCAUACUGUGAGGCACAUCAUAUUAGGAUUCACAUGCAACCAAAUCCACGAGGAUCAAAGGGAUAGAGACAAUAAUUUUGAUUUUACUGGAAGGAUGUAUUGUUGUGAUUUGAUCACCGACAUGGAGCAAUGGGAAAUUCUACCAAUUUCAUUUAUGAUUUCGGAGAGUUCUACGAUAAGCGCGUUGACGGUAUCCUCCAACUACGCGAUAUUCGUUUUAUUCGAAAAUGGAGACUUGAUGACGAUAGAUAUGAUGAGACCGGGUAUAAAUCCAGUUCUAGGCUACAUUACAUGUUUUGAAGGUCCCCUGGCUCCAUUUACUUAUAAACGUGGCUAUGAUCUUUCGGAGAGUCCCUAUGCUAUAAGAUUUGACAAACCUCUGAAGAUCAUCAAGAAUGACGACGGCAAAUCAUUCUUGCCCACAUCGAAGGAUCUUAAAUUAAAAAAAGGUAACUUAUCGACAACCAAUACCCAUCUCUCUCUACCUCCGGAUUCUCCAGAUUAUUUCGAAAGCUGUCAACUUUGUACCACUAAGAAUUUGGAGUUCGGGGGCUCGGACUUUUUAGAAAUUUACGACAAGGCUAAAUUAGUCCAAAGGCUCACCACACCCGGCCUCUUCGUGGCCGUUAUUCCUUUCAAUAAUCAGGGGAACGCGUCAUCGAAAAAGGAUGACAUCAACCAGAUGUUCGCCAAUAUGAACCAAUUACUUCAAACAUCGUCUAGCAAAGGCAGUAAAAGGGCUCAGAGAAGGAAAGACGAAUAUGCUCGAGAUUACGUUAAACUAGAAAUAUCUUUGGAUAAAUCUUCUCCGCCUGAGAAUGAUAUGUAUGUAGCAGGAUUACAAGUUCAAAUCGGUUGUCAUUCUUUGAAUCGCUCUCCGUCUUAUUUGAAAAUUGGGAAGAGGACCAUAGAGAUUAAAAAUUUAAAGAAAAGUAGAUGGUACGAUAUUGCACUUAGUCAAAACGAAUCUUCAAAAUUUGGAAACUGCAUCAUCCUUAGAAUUGGUCACAGUAAAGAUCCUAGAAAGAUAACUAUCAUAGACAAUAUCAAGGUCUACUGCAGGAAUUAUGUCUCGAGCGACAAAAAGGAGUAUCGAACAUCCGAAAUACUGGUCUUGAAGUCUAAACAAGACGCGUUACACCUGUUCGGCUGGCAGUUAGUAUUAAGAAGACCAUUUCAAUUGGCCCCCUUAAAAUUUUAUCCGGAUACUAAUUUGAUAAACAUGGUUAUAUGCUCAACUUUGACAACGAUGCUAAAACUCGUUGCAUUAUGCAAAGAAAAGCCUUUGAAUGACCACUUGUCAAUCAAGGAAUUAUCCUCCAAGUUGAUCAACUUAUUUCAUUGCCAUUUGAGCCAAGACAUCUAUAAAAUCAUCAUAAAACUACUCGACCAACUUCUACCCUUCGAUGAUUUCCUCUAUCAAAAAGAUAGAAUAUUGAUAGAGGUUGCCUUCUCAUAUAUCAAAUAUUGUGCGUCUUACUUUUAUAACCCCACCGAAUCCACCGAUUACCAUUCAUAUCCCGAUAUUAUAGCCUUCACCGAUCUUAUAGCUACCCUGAGAAGAAUUUACAUGCUUAGGCCUGCCCAAUUCGCAUCUUACGCCUUUUCUUCACAAAUUCUCAGCCCCGAUACCCCUUCAUUUAAAAAUGAUGAAACGAGUCUAUCAUCCUAUUUAGACAACUGUCCCUUGUUCGCCCACAAUUUAUUCGUCACUGCGCUAAAUAGACUAGUGAGCCUCGAUACUGGUAAGCUCUUUCAAACUGAUUACGGAGCGGGUUUUAAAAUCAUGGGUAACCAGUUGCCCGAGGAUCAUCAUAUCGCGAAUCAAUUCUCCCCGCUUCAACAGUUCGUGGAAUGGUCUCCCAACUUUGAGGAACGAGUGAACGCUUGCGUUUUUGCCGCUUGCGAAAUGAUGUUCGUUACAUCCUUCUUUAAUCAUUUCGAGUUUUUGGCCCAUCAUUACUAUAAGGAUAUACUUCAAAUUGAUUACAAAGAAAUGAAUAAUGAUUCGAGCAACCAGUCGACCACCAAUGAAACAUCGGUCCAGAGAGCGGUAAAAUUUUAUUGCUCAUUUUUGAUUCCUCCACCCUCGAAUAGUUCGAAUCAUAGAAGCGAUGACAAAAUUAGUUUCUAUGAUUUGAUCGCUAAAGCUUGCCAAAACGCGAUAGCCAACCUCCUCGGAAAUUACCAAAAGUACGCGGAUUUUUAUCGUAACAGAGACGCUAUUUACAACACUCAGACACCUCCACUCGGGCUCAAGAUACCCGCUAAUAAAAUGGAAGAAUUUAUUCCUAGAGUGACUCGUACGAAGGUUCAUUUCGUUAUCGAUUAUUCAUCUAUUAUCGUCAUUAAUCAACAAUCCACUUUGAACGAAGAUGUAUCGGGAAUUCAACCUUUUACAACUGACAAUCCAAUCGAAUACGUCCUGUUUUGUUUCCUAAAAAAAUUACCGGAUAUUUUGACAGACGUUCGGGCUGGGACCGAGGCCGAUCCCUACUUUCAAAAUUUGGUAUCGAUUGUUACAAUAUUGUUCGAAAACUCGUCUUACGACAUAGAAAAAUUGCAUAUCAAUUGCGACGAUUUAUUAAUGGUGCUCACAACUUUGGUGAAACGGAUAAAUAGUCAGCAAAUAGCUUAUUCAACAACCUUUAACCACGUUGGUUAUUAUUUGAUCAAGUUCGUGAACAUUUUUAUUGGCAAAAUGUGGACUAUUCAAGAUGGCGUUACUUUCGGUCCAGCCAUCCUCGGUAAAUUGAAGGUACUAUUCGAUAUCUGCCUAGAAUCCUUGGAAAUUCUAGACGCCAAUUUUUGGACCAAAUAUCCUGACAAGGAUAUUUACGCUCCAUUAUCCAUGUCAAACAAAAUCAAACCCUUUCCCUAUUUUAGUACCGAAGUCUACAACAUAUUUUUUCCUUCCAAAUAUUAUUCCAUCCUGAAGGACGAAAUAUUUUUGAUGUAUCCUGAGAUGAUGACCCGUUUGCUUUUCAAUCUUUUAUUGCAGCUAGGUCCACACUUGCAUUCAGAUCCCAACUUCUAUAAUGUGGAAAACGCGACAUCUAAUCAUUUGCAAAAGAUAUGUCUAAACUAUAUGACCCGACUUUCCCCGUCAAGCCCUCAUCAUUUUAAACGCAAUCGUAAUGAUCCGUCGCAUCUUACCUCAAAUAAAGAGGGGCCAGAUAAUGCGGAUACUUUUUCGCCAGAAAACCGUGCGACUGCCGGCUAUAAUAUAUCACUCUUCAAGCAAGUCAAAAGAGUCAUGCUAAACGUUUGUUGUUGCGGAUCGAGGAAUCUGAUGAAGACUAGAAGAGACGUUUUCUUGUUAACUACGAGAUUGGGGAACAUAGAAAAUUUUUUGAACUCACCUUUGUUUACCACGAAUACUAUAGCUAGCGACGUUUGCUUCAUAUCUGUUAAGGAGCAGGAAGCCCUUGCCAAAACUCUCUAUUUCUCGGAAUGGACCUCUCAUGGCAUGGAUUAUUCCGUAAUCGAGAGCUUAGUCUCCGACCUGAAAUACUGUUUGGAAAUAGCUAUAGUUAGAAGACUCAAUUGGGUUCGAUUUUGUAUGACGCAGUGUUCCGUAUUCAAUACGUUGUUGAGAUGCGCCUGCCUUUUCGCGGAUUGCGAAAUAAGCUGCAUAAUAUUGAAACUUUUAUUGGCCACCCUGGAUGGUUGCUGCGGUAAAGGCCACCGAGUAUCUAACGGGGCGUCAGAAUCCCCUAGUUUUAGCGCUCUUAUGGAAAAUGAUAUUCAAAAAUACUUGGUUGAAUUCAUUAAAUCGAAUCUGAUAAAUUCCACUAACAUCGAUAACAAGUGGCUAGCCCGUAAAUUUAUCAUCUUCUAUUACAAUUCAAGACGCUCCUCUCACGAUAAAUUAAAACUCAUCCAAACGAUGAUCGUUGAUUGCCUACCUGUCGUUCUCCAAUCCGGCUCUAAGUCUGUCCAAUUUAUUGACACUCUUUCUUACCUCAUCCAUAAACAGCUCCCCAAGAAGCACGAUACCAAUAAUAACGAAUACUUCAAGAAUAUAGCUCUGUACGUCUUUCAACACAUGAAGCUGCUGGUUCGAGUCAUAAUAAAUGAUCACAACGCUAGACUUUACGCCGAACUAGCUCGGUACAUCAAAUUGGACGAUUACUAUUUGCAGACUUACAACGCCUGUGUUCAUUGCGCGCCCAGAGAAGCUUACGCUAAUAUCAAGCUGUCGUCCAUUAAAAGAGAGUCUAAAUACACAUCUUUUUCGAUAAUUGUCAAACUGACCUCUUGCUAUGUCAUAUCUAGCCUCAGUAUCAAAAUAAGCGAUAUCAAAAAAUCGAAAAUGGUUAAAACGAUGUCUAUCUUCGUAAACAACAAUCGUAAUCAAAGCGUCGUUGAACUCAAAAACUCUCCCCGCUCUUCUUGGUUCUGCGUCAUAAACGAAGCUACCCUUCAACCUUUGCAAACUUGGUUAAAAACCGAUUUUCCUUUUCCCGUGCUAGCUUGUAACGUUAAAAUCCUUUACGAUUCCUUUCACGAAUCACCGAAUCACAAUGCAGCAAAUUCUAAUGGAAAUGGAGGUGUAAGUUGCCCUCGGUGUAAUACACUCGUCAUCUCUCACACGGGAAUAUGCACUAAUUGCGGGGAAAACGUUUUCCAGUGCAGCAAAUGCAGGUCCAUCAAUUAUGAUGACAAAGAUCCCUUCUUAUGCAUUAAUUGCGGGUUUUGCAAAUACGCGAAAUUCGAAUAUUCGGUCAACUCUCAUCAAUGUUUUGUCACCGAACCUAUAAUAAACGAGGAUGGAUACAAAAAUAUUAUAACGCAGUUCGAAAUCUUGACGGAUAAGUACGAAAAAUACCAAAAGCAAAUUAAAAUGCACAGGACUAAUAUCAGUGAUAUGCUGACGUUUUUGGGGGACCCCAAUUAUUUUCUGAACCUUAAUUCUUCUAUCGAGUUGUACGCUCCUCAUAAGGAGCUGUCAACUAAUGUCACCAAAAUACCAUCGCAAAAUGACAAGGAUCCUCAAAAGUUGAUUCAAAUUCUUAAUAAUAAGUACCACACGGAAUGCAAGGUUGUGUAUACGGAAUCACAGAAACUCAUGUUCCAAAUGAACUCUCUAAAGAAGGAAUUGAAGAUUAGCAGGCUAAUCCUCAAUUCUUCAUUCGAUAAUGGACUUAAUGAAAGCAAAGUUUUAGAAAUCCUCAACAAAUCUGAAGAUUAUGAUGCGACGACUGAUUAUUGUUUGAGAUGCGCCUACGCUUCGAUAGAGCACAUUCUCAUGUUGAUUCAAGCCCUUGUAUUGAACGACGAAGUGAAAAGACUUCUAAUCGAAACGGGAAUCAUUGAUGAGCUUAUCGAUUACAAUACCUUCCUUAACUUUGAUUCCACCAGAAAAAUUUUGUCCUAUCUUAUUAUCAACAAUGGGGCUUUGUUAAAAUCGAUUAAUCAAUCCAUGUUCGAAAGGAUACAAAUUGCCUUGGGUCCUUUACUUAUUUACAAGGAUCGCGUCCAAAAUAUCAGCAGUAAAAUCCUGUUAUACGAUUCUUGGAUAUACGUUAAGCACUACGCCGCUAUCCUUAUCAACAACAUGGAUUACUUGGACGAUGAAUGGGAAACGCGAUUUAGAUAUGUUAUCCGAUUAUUCGCCUUCUCCGUUAAAUACCUUCCCGUCACCGCCUUUGUUCACGAACAAUUGACCUUACACGUUGGACGUUAUUUAGUCAAUCUAAUUUCCUCGCUUCCCGAUUCGAAAUCGCUCAAAAAAUCAAAAAAAAGAGUAAAUUCCCCUAAUAAAGCACCGAUCGAUAAACCCAAGAAAAAUAUUAUCAAAAGGCCCCCUUUAAAAACGAACGCGUUGCCGCCACAUUCGAACGGAUUCGAUUUGACAAGGUGGUUAAAUCGUGACGACAAUGCCGACGCAAAUUACUGGGCGACUUUGGAUGAGAAAUCGGAACACAGAUUUGAUAGAAUUAGUAUCAACUCUCAAAGUUGGGUCACGAAUUUACUUUUUUCACCUUACCCUAAACUAAGACAAUUAGCCAUUACCAUCUUGAAAAAUUUAAACCAAAAGAUGGAUUCUCCUCAAGUUUUGAAUUAUCUACUCAGCUUUUUGAAUCAAGAUAUCAUGCUAUUUGCCAAUUACACCGACGAGUAUUUCGAUUACCUAUUGAAAUUUUUCAAAUCCCCGAUUGACUCUCCCAAAGACCAUUUUAAACAUUUAGAUUUUCAAUGCCUAAAAAAUUUGAUUACAUUAAUUAUAAGAGAAAAACAUAUAGCAUUCGAUCGAAGCUUACAUUUUGAAAAAUGUCUGCAUUCUAUGAUUGAAUUGUUAGAAAUGUAUUGCGAUGAUAGUAGACAAAUCGAACAUAUCCCAUUCGUUCUCAACACCUACCUAGAAUUGAAAACGACAGCUGACCUAAAAUCAAAAUCGUUGAAUUUUACCAUUGACAAACUUUACAAUUUACUCAUUCAAGCAACCAGUAAAGACGACGGUUUAGAAAAAAUCGUUCCAGCUCUAGUCAAUCAUUUGGCUCAUGAUGUCCUAGUUCCUCGAAGCGAGAGUAUCGAUUUUGUCAAAACUUCUAUUUGCUUGGAACUUUUGGAAGAAUUAUUUGUUAAGCCAACGGAAACGAAGGAUCACGGGAAUGAUCAAUUUUUCUUAGUGAUUGAGAAAGAUGUCCACCAGGAGGAUUAUUUACAAGGAAGAAUGCAAGAAAACCCUUAUACUUCGACUGGGGAAGGCCUGGGCCCUUGUAUGAGGGAUGUUAAAAACAAAAUAUGCAGGGAUUGUGAAUUGAUCGCCCUCUUGGAAGACGAUAGCGGCAUGGAGCUAUUGGUCGAUAACAAGAUCAUGAACCUAAAUUUGUUAGUUAAAGACGUAUUUAUCAAGGUAUGGAUACCGACUCAUCCUUCCUCCGACACCAUGCUGGUAAUAUACAGGGUUAGAGGACUGCUCGGAGACGCCACCGAAGAAUUUAUCGAAACGCUGAAUGGAGAAUCUUCCCAGAAAAAGAAGAAUUCCUUGGAUACAUCAUCCAAUAGUACCGAUGCCAAAGGUCUCAAAGAAUCUAAGUCCGAUAUUUUGGAUCAUGAUUUAGACGAAUUGACAAAAAGGAACAUUGCUAUCUUGAAAAAUACGAGAUGUUACAAGGAACUUUUGAGGAUUCUCAAAAAUAUGGUUAAUCCAGUCAGCCUGUCAAACACGCUCGUUCAACUUCUCAACAUCGUAGCAUAUCUAAUGAAAUCCGAGAUCUUUAUAAAUGAAGAGAUUCUAUCGCCUUCCUCCAGCAUAGACCAAGAAAGUUCUACCAUAUGCGUCUUGUUAGAUCUGCUAGAAAAAAUUAUCAACGUUUCUAGGACUACAACCCACAAAAAUACGUCGAGUCUCUACUACCAGGAAACUAUAGGGAAAAGUCAAGAAAAAUUGCUAAGAUCCUGCUUGGAUAUAAUGGCAACCAUUCUUUCCCAUAAUUUAAACGGAAAAUAUAACCCUUGCCCUCACAUAAUUCAACGUCUUUUGAAACUUUUGGAAGAGCCCGACUUAAAGCUUCCUCAAUUGCAGUUAGAUAUUAUCAAAAUGUUACCUUAUCUUAUGACUGGUUCUACUAAUCAUAUACAGACCGUAUUGGAUCAUUAUACCCCAGUUCUCGAUUUUGAAGGAUAUGACAACAAUCAAACUCCACAAACGACCGUUUCUCUCGACCAAUUCGUUUCCCUUCUCCGCGAAUGCCACUCAGCCUUAUUCAAUGUUUGCCCUAUGCCUAUCUUUCUCUCCCAACUUUUGAAUUUCUUAACCAGACUGAAUGACGACUGCGUCCUAAACCGCUCCUUACAAUAUGUGGGGCUCAAGACCGGGUUCGGGGAUUGGAAAAGCGUGGUGACCUCCAAAUUUCCCUCUCUUUCCUACGUUCUUAAAAUUCUCACCGGGAUCUAUAAGUUGAUCAGUCUGUCCAAUCUUGCUGCCACCGCUAAAGAAACCGAUGGUAACGAUUCGGAAAGGAAACGCAAAGAAGAAUCGGAUCCGAAUCUGAAAAAGGAUAUCGAAGAAGCCCAGGAGACAAGUUAUGAUAAAUCGAAUGACAUCGAGACCGAUAUAACGUCACUCUUGAAAUUGUUACACAAGUUGGAACAAACGUCAACAGAGGACCAUUUAGGAACGCUAGCCGAAACUCUCAUGAAUACGUUAUUGCAGACCGACCCAUCUGUCCAACAAAAAAUCGAAAAAAUCAGGCAUCAAACUAAAUUAGAGCGCAAAAAGAUCGCAAUGGCUAAAAGGGAAAAAAGAUUGGAGGCGCUUGGAAUGAAAACGAAUGUUAAAGGACAAGUUUUAGCCUCGGACGCUACAAACCCCUUGACGUCUCACCUAGAUAAUCUGACCAACGAAUCUGGACUCAUUUGCUGUAUUUGCUUCGAAGGAUAUCGAUUUCAACCUAAAAAGAUGCUGGCUAUAUACACACUGAUACGCAAAAUUGAAUUGAUCAAUUUAUCCCAAAGCGUGAAAAAAGCGGGUCACGUUACUUUUUCAAACUUUAACAUUGUCCACAUCGAUUGCCACAACGAUUCCUUAAAACAAACCAAAUCUCGCAAUGAAUGGGACGGUGCCACUCUCAUAAAUUCUAACAUAGCGUGCAACAGUUUAUUACCCCUCUGGGGUAUCAAUAUUACGGAAACGGCCUUCGUUCAAUCACUGACAAAAUUUUUUAAGUGUAUCAGGGAUGUGGCAUCUCUAAAGGAUAUAACUCACGAAACCGUGGCUUACAAUAUCAAAACACUCAUUUCGCGGCUGGCCGAAGAGAAAUAUUUUACUGACGAUAUAGCCGUAGGUACCAAGGAGAGCAAUAUCAAACUUUUGCCUUAUCUUAUGAACAUAGCACUCUAUUUGACCAUUCAACAUAAAACUCACCAAAACAUGGAAAGCAACCUAAACAGUUUCAUAAAAGUUUACCAGAAUCUGCCUUUGAGUGAAGCGCUGUCCAAAUUGUCUAAUAGUACACACGACGAUGCCUAUUUUUAUAGCGUCAUAUCGCUCUUAGCCACGGAUUCUGAAUGGUGGUACCUUAAUGGACUUGCAAUGCUCAAAAAUAGUAUUCUCCUGGAAUAUCUGAAAAAUUUUAACAAUGAAAAUAUUCUUCGUGAACCCAUGAUAUUAGAAACUAGCUUUUCGGAGUUCUUGAUGACAUAUUCAAAUUACAAGACACCUUUGUUGUUUUACAUGAUAUGUAGCGGCAUCUAUCAGUUGGUAUUUAAGGACGUAAACAUGGGCGAUAAAGAUUCAAAUGUUUCAUGGCCACAAAAAUUGAGCAAUUAUAUUCGCUUAAACGACGAACUGAUUUUGAAAGGUUGCCAAGAAAUGCUUAAGCGUUUCGAUAUCUGGAUAACUUCUGAAUCCGUCGAAGAACUUUUCAUCAAAAACGAUAUGACUGUUAAUGUAGAGGGCGUGAAAGAAAUUUUCGAUAUACUCAAAGCGGGAUGUACCAAAAAUCAGCAUAAUAUAUGAUAUUAUAACAUUAAUAUAUACGUAUUUUUUUUUAAAAAAAAUAAAUGUAUAUAAUUUGAUUUUUAAUAUU